UAGGACCAUAACGAUAUUUAUGAUUUGUUGUAAUUCGAAAUAUGGGCUAUCCGAUACGCACAGUAUUUUGUUUGUUUUGUGCCAAAAACCCAUACAAAUCUACGGCAUUAACAACUCAAAAGCAAUCACUAAGCUAAAGUAAACUGUUUAUGGUGAUGUUUCGGUAGGGGGCGCGGGCUGCUGGUCCCGUAAAAUAUUGCGCAGGCCCAGUUUACGCCUUGCAUUUCUUGAUUUGGUGGACUGAUUGGAAGAGUAGCUCUGCCUGAUUGCUAUUUUCUAAGCAUCUGGCACACUAAUCGGGCAGCGCCAAGUGGGGUUCAGUCAUGUCAGCACCUGCUAUAGGGACCACGAAGACGGCUCACAGCGAUGUGGCCCCGAAGAAAAAGAGGGGACCGGGUGCCCUGGCUACGGCGUAUCUGGUUAUAUAUAACGUGGUUAUGACAGCUGGCUGGCUGGUCAUUGCUGUGGGCCUGGUGCGGGCCUACCUUGUCAGAGGCAGCUACCACGGCCUGUACUUCUCUAUAGAGAAACCCCUGAAGUUUUUCCAGACCGGUGCACUCUUAGAGAUAUUGCACUGUGCAGUGGGGAUCGUUCCAUCCUCUGUGGUUCUAACAGGGUUCCAGGUGUUGUCUCGGGUCUUCCUCACCUGGGCUGUGACUCACAGCGUCCGAGAGGUCCAGAGUGAAGACAGUGUCCUGCUCUUCGUAUCUGCCUGGACCAUUACAGAGAUCAUCCGCUACUCCUUCUACACCUUCAGUCUGCUCAACCACCUGCCCUACCUCAUCAAAUGGGCACGGUACACAUUCUUCCUAGUGCUGUAUCCUAUGGGAGUGACAGGUGAGCUGCUGACCAUCUAUGCAGCCCUGCCCUAUGUGCAGAAGACAGGUCUCUACUCUGUCACUCUACCUAACAAGUACAACUUCUCCUUCGACUACUACACCUUCCUCAUCCUCACUAUGGUCUCCUACAUUCCACUGUUUCCCCAGCUCUACUUCCACAUGAUGCGUCAGAGAAAGAAAGUCCUGGCCCACGUGGAAGAGUACAAAACAGAGUAAACACAGCAAACACACGGCAGACUGAUCACAUCAUGCCACGGGGAGGAGGCUUGGCAGACUGAUCACAUCAUGCCAUGGGGAGGAGUCUUGGCAGACUGAUCACGUCAUGCCACGGGGAGGAGUGGAAAAAGACGAGAACCUUAAAAAAAAGAAAAAACAUGCCUGACCAAUUAAAUAUGUCUGCUUGUUGAAAUACCAAGAAACUCGACUCUUUUUCAGAUCAAGAAAAUAACAUGGGGAAUGGGGAUGAUCGAUCUAACAAUGGUUCUUGCUAAUCAGUUGGUUCGGUUUUGGGCUGUUGCCUGGCUAUUAAGAUGCUCUUGUCAUUUACAAUAUACCAACUGCUUUUUGUUUUCUUUGUAAGUAAAUGCAGUUACCAUGUUAUCAAAAUGCUACUUACUCAAAAACUGUUUUGUAAAUGUGAUGAUGAUCCAGUUCUGUUGCACUGCCCCUUUGAGAGGCAGCAGAAUGCUGUGCUGUUGCCUGUGACUCUGGUCAUAAUGUGCUGAAUGCACUGAUACAAUCAAUGCCCUCUUCUCUCAUAGUUCAGUACAAGACAAACACUAGAACCCCCCCCCCCCCCUCCAUUCUAUCACUGGUUGCAUCCCAAAUGGAAGCCUAUUCCCUAUAUAGUACUAUUUAGGGAAUAGUGUCAUUUGGGAUGCUACCAUGCUUUGUGCUCUAAUGAAUAGUUGUCCUUUGUUAGGAUGGACGGAGGGUUCCAUAUUUGUCUGACUCAACGGAGGACUAUGCCUGUUUAAGUCAUUUAUUUCUGCGACUCGAUUUUUCACCUGCAGAACUUCUGAUCACAUUCCAUUUGGUGUAGUAAAGCUUUUCUUUAUUCUGUGCUUUACAUAGUUUGGUUUUCUAAUACUUAUUUUCAAAUACUCAACUAACUGCAGUAAUUCAGUGCUUAUUGUCAUAAGAUAGCUUUUUGCUUUUAUGUUUUGGAUUUUUUUGCGUUGACAGUAUUUGUUAAUAAUUUGGACCAUUUGGGUUUCUUUAGAAUCAUAUUAUGUUGAUUGUGGGUUGGGUAUUGAUUUGUAAAUCUGUGUUUGAAGUAGGGGUAGGCCUCCAUGACCUACAGUGGAUAGUAGGUCGAUAAGCCAACCAGUUUUACAGUUACUUUGCUUUCUUGUGUAUAUUUUCUGAGGGAACUAAUUUAUUUACUCAAGCUUUAAACUUAAGGUGGUUCUCAAAUUGUCAUGGUGUGAUGUUGGACCAAGACACUGGUGGACAUUGCCUGGAAAACAUGUUGAAGGGUUAACCACAAAUGAGCCAAUACUCACACUUUAUUUAUUGACUGUUUGUUCUGAACUACAGUAGGUUGCCAGGACAUGCACUGUCAGACACUGGGCUCCCGAGUGAUGCAGCGGUCUAAGGCACUGCAUCUCAGUGCUAGAGGCGUCACUACAGACACCCUGGUUCGAAUCCAGGCCGUGAUUGACCCUAUGGGACAUAGGGCGGCGCACAAUUGGCCCAGCGUCGUCCAGGUUUGGCCGGUGUAGACCGUCAUUGUAAAUAAGAAUUUCUUCUUAACUAACUUACCUAGUUAAUUAAAGGUUACAUGUAAAAAAUAAUCAUAUAAAAACAGGACGCUUGCAUGGACACGAGUCCAUUAGAUUAGAGAGCUUGUAGUCCUGCAUUUCCAAUGACUUAAAGAGGCAAUCUGCAGUUGCUACAUUUAUUUUUGACUUAUAAAUUAAAGCUAUAUACCUAUUGUAUCUUGAAGAAUAUAACUUAUAAAUGCCUUAUGAGCUUAGUUCAACUGUUGUACCCCAUCAGAACCCAAAAUAUAAGCUUGUUUUACUCCAAUAUUUGUUAAAAAUAGAAAUAUAAACAAACACUGUAUAAACUCAACAUCAUUUUGAUAUCAUGGCUGAUCAGUCCUUGUAUCCAUAGCCCUGUCUAUGAAUGUGAAAGUUGUUACAUUUCUCCAUUCCUCAGCUUUUUACCAAAACAGUUGUGGGGUGCCUGCUUUGUUAAUGUUUCAACUGCGGACUGGCUCUUUAAAUCUAAUAAUGUAGAGAGUCAGGCAUUUGCGUGUGUGUGGUUCAGAGUUUUCGUCCACCUCUGACUCAGGAGAAGGUAACUGAGAAAGAAUUUUGCAUAUGAGUACAAUGUAAAACCUUAAUGGUUAUCAAUGUGGAUGCAAACAGUAACUGCACUGCAUUAACCACUGAAAACUCAAAUAAUUUGGUUUUAGUUUUGCCUAAUAAAUUUUGUAGAACCAAUGUGAAAGACAAACUAGAUUUUGUGGACUUUAACUUACUAGAAAGUGUUGAGGUUGUGUUGUGUUUGAGUAGUGAUCACCCUUUUGCUUCCAUGUCUGUGGGACUGCAUCUCACUGCAUGCAGUUUAGACAUUGAUCAGGAGUUGCCGGACACUGGUAUUGCCCUGAUGCUCUUUAGGAUGUGUAACAGUAUGUUUAUUAUAUCCUGAAUUACGCUGUGAAAGGCCUAAACUUUGCAAGGGAUUCUUCCCCGACAUAAUGUUUGUUUCCCUCCCAUUCUUAAAAUGUCCUGCUGUCCUGAUAGUUGAGUUCCUAUGUUUCUGUUCUUUGUUGGCCUAACAUGUAGUCUACACUCUUAUGAAAGAGAUGAGCAGUAAGGUGAACUGAAGAUGCCUUUAGUACAUCAACAACCACCCAACAUCCCAACUAACUUGAUUUAACAUUGCCCUGGGCCUACGGUAUCGGAGGAUGUUUUGUAAGCAUGGCCAGGAUUGUUGGAAACUUCCUCUAGAGGCAGGACUGCAACUCUGUAAAAUUGCAUGUAGGAGGAAAUAAACGUCCAUUCAUCCUUCGAAGUGAUGAUACUUUGGUAUAACUUACAGUAUGGAAAAAGCAUGCCACAAUACUACUCUACACACUGGUUCUACUAAACAAAACUACAGUAUGUUGAUCUUUUUGAUAAAAAAAAAUGUUUUGCAUGGGACCAGCAGACUUUGUAUAAGUAUGAUUAGUUAUAUAACUAUAUAUUUACAAUAAACUUAACAUGGAAGCAAAAGAGA
Messenger RNA from Oncorhynchus kisutch (coho salmon), 4067 nucleotides. Its product is annotated as very-long-chain (3R)-3-hydroxyacyl-CoA dehydratase 2. Gene Ontology annotation, molecular function: 3-hydroxyacyl-CoA dehydratase activity. Gene Ontology annotation, cellular component: endoplasmic reticulum membrane. Gene Ontology annotation, biological process: very long-chain fatty acid biosynthetic process; fatty acid elongation; sphingolipid biosynthetic process. NCBI's taxonomy places the organism in Eukaryota, Metazoa, Chordata, Actinopteri, Salmoniformes, Salmonidae. The record is from RefSeq and is a predicted model, not a curated record. The coding region runs from base 324 to 1055 and encodes 243 amino acids. The transcript is spliced from 7 exons.